This is a messenger RNA of Chiloscyllium plagiosum (whitespotted bambooshark), 2453 nucleotides long. The record is from RefSeq and is a predicted model, not a curated record. NCBI's taxonomy places the organism in Eukaryota, Metazoa, Chordata, Chondrichthyes, Orectolobiformes, Hemiscylliidae.
AUGGCGUCUAUUGUGGAUCUGUUGGUCCGACAGAGGACAGCUGAUAGUUUUGGUAUAAUUUGCAAUUUUGAUUUGUUUCCUUUUAUUCCUUGUAGCCCUCCACGUUCGUUGACUCCUCAGCAGCCUCGCUGCAAUUCAGAAAUAGAUACGCAUAGCAAUGGAGAGAAAAACAGCUCACAGUCUGAAGAAGAUUAUCUUGAAAGAAAGAGAGAAGUAGAAAACAUAAUGAAGAAAAAUGCUGAUUGGAUCUGGGAUUGGUCAAGCAGGCCUGAAAAUAUCCCCCCAAAGGAAUUCCAGUUUAAACACCCAAAGCGUUCUGCCACGCUGAGUAUGAGGAAUACUGGAGUCAUGAAAAAAGGUGGCAUUUUCUCAGCUGAAUUUCUGAAAGUCUUCCUACCUUCCCUGCUCAUCUCCCACAUGUUAGCUAUUGGUUUGGGAAUCUACAUAGGCAGACGCUUAAGUACCCCAUCCAGUGCUGUUUAAGGAUAUCCAAGUGAAGGUGCAUGCUUGUGAUAUGUGGCAGAUCCUGUGAAGACAUCUUCAAAAGCAGCCAUUGGCAAUGGCCUGUUUGCCUUUCCUGUAGCUCCUCCCCAAGUGAUAAUUACAAUGUCAAAGACUGUUCUUUAUUGAUUAGCCCCAUCCCCUCACUGCCUAGUUAGACUGUAUCUAUUCGAAAUAAUUUUCAUGUAACACAAAUAUCAUUGACAUUGGGAUUUAAUUUUCAUGGCAACCAUUUCACGAGUUGUGAAAUAUUUUAUAUGGAAGUGAAACUGAAUAAAUGAGAAAUUUUGAGUGAUAAGAAUAGCAGUUCAACAUAUCGCUGAGACAGUUGGAUGUGUGACAAUUUUUAGGUUAAUCUUCCCUCUGGGAUGGAUGUGUAGGCAUUCAACCUACUCUCUAUCCUUCUUCAGUGUUCCAUCAUAGGGAAGAAUUCCUUCUUUAAAACAUUGUAACUGAUAAUGAAAAGGAGCUAUUGUGUGAGAUCCAUUGUUAUUUCUAGUGAUGAAGAAAAUGUAGAAAGGACAGAUUUACAGUAUUUAGUUAAAGCUGUGAAUGAACUGAAAUACAUGCAAUUAAAGCGUGAUGUAGCUGACACUUAUAAUUGAACAUUGGGGUGUUUGAAAAGUUGAGAUUUGGCAUUACAUUUUAAAUCAUUAAAUGGGACUAGAUCAACAAUUGAGAGUUUUGUUUGAAGUUUUUAAAUCUUUUAAAAGCCAAUUUAUUAAGUAUACUUUGUGUAUAGUUGAUUCAAUUUCAGUGCACAAUUUUUCAUUGAUUACACUUGUGUUUGUCUCGGUAAUAAAUUACAGUAAAAAUAUCCCAAGAUAUGACUACAUCCAUAAAUGUACUGGAUCAUAUGUGAAAUUUUAAAAGGUAGCUUAAUACUUAAUGUACUAAUUAGUAUGAUUAUAGGCUUGUUUAGACUAUAUGUAAAAAUAACAAACCUACAGUGAAACAUCUUGAUCAUUACAUUGGAGGUAACCCACCUGCCUGUUGGAUAACUGGAGGUCCCAGAAUUUCACUCCGAUUCUGGUGCAGUAAUUCUUUAGGUAAAGGAAUGAAAAUAUAUACAAUGUAAAUAAUAAAUGAAGCAUUUGCAGGCUGUGUUGGCAGUGUUUCACUGAAGCAUUGUCACAUUAAAAAGUCUAGUAAUUAUAGUCCAAACCUUUUACAACAGGCAUUUAUGUGCAAAUGUGAUUUACCCUCUCUACCAGAUGCUUAGGCUGGCAUGAUAGCAUUAAUAAAAUCACUUCAAUUCCAGUUAGUUAGCCUUGAGUGGCUGCAAAGCAGAUUUUGUAUUUUACAGUUUUAAAGACUCCCACAAGGAGCAUCAUUAAAAUUUCAGUGCUGCUUUUUAGGGUAGGUCAGCUUCUUAAUCUUUACUAUUUUGCUAGAUUAAGGCCAAAGUCAUCAAUGUGGUACAUGGAAUAAAUGAAUAAGAAUGAAAGAGAAAUUUGGAAGCAUGUGUGGUAUCUUUGGUGAUGCUCUUUUAAAUUGUACAAACAACUGAAGUUUAAGGGCAAUAAAAUCUGUGAGAGUAAGACUUCUGUUACAUUCAGUGCACCUUAAUGAAAUGUGAACUAAUCAUUGUUGGUUCUGUUUGAAGUAGAGUAUCCAAGAUGUUAUUACAAAAAGCUGUGAAACUGUUGUUAAUGAAAAUGGAUAGCAUUGUUCUUUGGCUAAUGUAAGCAACUUUGAUUUAAACAACUCUGAUUUAAACAUGCACAUUUGAUGUGGUGGGAUCUGUAAUUGGAAAAAUACAUAAUUGGAAUGUGAUUAAUGGUGCUUUCACUGUUCUUUGAUUUGAACUAUUGAGGUGACGAGCUAAUGUGUCAAAUUUUGCACCAUGUUAUGUUGUAUGUUUAAUGCUUGUAAUCCACAUGGACAUGGUCUAAUAAUUUGCUUUAAAUGCUUGCAACAUAAAAAUAAAAGCAUUGUAUGAUUAUAUUUCA